CUCAUAAACGUCAUAGGUAACAUGGCCGCUUGCAUAACUAUCUCGUAUUUGACUUAUCUGUAGCUGUUUUGUCAUUUUUAGACACAUUUCUUGCUCCAUUCUUCGCUUGAACUUGCUCGAAUGAAAGUUCUACAGAAUGCCCAAAUAUUACGAGGAUAAAGAGGAAGAUGGUCGCGCGUGCGCUGGAAUAAGAGAGGAUUUCAAAGCCUGUCUCCUUCAGCAUGACUGUGUAGUGAAGGAAGGCAAGAAGCCUAGUGAGUGUCUAAAGGAAGGACAUUGCAAAGGCUUGCAAGUGGCUUUCUUUGAGUGCAAAAGAUCUAUGCUGGACAACCGUUCUCGAUUCAGAGGCAGAAAGGGAUACUGAUCAACGGCCAUCAUGUGUUUUGUGUAAAGACCCUAAACAUCAUGAGGUGCUAAUACAUGAAUGAAAGCUCUCUUGACUUGUAAUAUUAACGCACAGCGUUUUAAGCGAAUUUGUAUUCUACAAUACAGUUGCACUUGCCAGACUCCUGAAGGCUAUUUGGGAACAAGAUGAACUGCAUCAGUAUCAAUCACUGGAUCCACAAAAGAAAACAAUCAAAACAUUUAGUUUGAGGGUUUAUUUAUCAAAAAGUUUGAGAUGUGUCAAUCUUAAAUGAUAAUGUAGCCAGCAGCAAACAAUUUGCAGGAUUCUGAUAAAACACUUCAUUAAAGAUGCCUGAACUGUCUAUAAAGAUGUUUAUAAAAAUAUAGUAAUAAAAUGUAAUUAUAGACAUGA
Messenger RNA from Myxocyprinus asiaticus (Chinese sucker), 757 nucleotides. Its product is annotated as cytochrome c oxidase assembly factor 5. Gene Ontology annotation, cellular component: mitochondrion. Gene Ontology annotation, biological process: mitochondrial respiratory chain complex IV assembly. Bases 137 to 364 code for a protein of 75 amino acids. The transcript is spliced from 3 exons. The record is from RefSeq and is a predicted model, not a curated record. Lineage: Eukaryota; Metazoa; Chordata; Actinopteri; Cypriniformes; Catostomidae.